CCAACAACGCGCCCCACGCGUACCGCCACCCUCGACGCCAUCCGCGCCCACCAACUUCUGCGACAUAGACAGCUUGCCCAAACACCCGUUGCUUGGGUGCGUUGCCACGGAUCCACGCCCCCGAUCUCCAGAGUGCUCCUGUGCGCGCUCGUAGCGCAGAGCCGUCACCAUGAGCGCGGGCGGUAGCGACCUUGACAAAGCCAUUCAGCAGCUCCGCGCAUGCCGUCCCAUUCCCGAGAAUCAGGUUCGAGAGCUGUGUUACAAGGCACGCGAGCUGCUCAUUGAGGAGGGCAAUGUGGUGGGCGUCGAUGCGCCAGUGACGAUAUGCGGUGACAUCCACGGACAGUUCCACGACCUCAUGGAGCUGUUCCGUGUUGGCGGAGACGUGCCUGACACCAACUACCUCUUUAUGGGCGACUUCGUUGACCGUGGCUUCUACUCGCUCGAAUCUUUCCUCCUACUCUUGUGUCUCAAAGUCCGAUACCCAGACAGAAUCACGCUAAUCCGGGGCAACCACGAGUCGCGACAAAUAACAACGGUAUACGGCUUCUACGAUGAGUGCCUGCGGAAAUACGGUAGCGCGAAUGUAUGGAGGUAUUGCUGUGAAGUGUUUGACUACCUCGCCCUCGGCGCUCUCGUCCAAGGCGCCGCAACAUCCCUUCAAGCCACCGAUGGCCCCAUAGCAGAGACCAGUAACGCAGAGAAUAUGCCUGAUAUCGACCAAGACAUUGAGAUUGAAACACUCAACGCCAACGGCGAGGUCAUGUACCGUUAUGCACGGAACUCGGACUCGCAUUCGAGCGCCGCUUCACAGAUGAGCGGGAACAUGGGCUCUUCAUCGCCCGUCGCUCAAACGCCUGGACGUGUCGGUCCCGCUGGCACGGGCGCAACCUCCUCCGCCAACGGAUCAGCUCGCAACGACACGGGUGCCAUUCUUUGUGUACACGGCGGUCUAUCACCUCUCGUCGACUCAGUUGAUAAGAUUCGGUUGCUUGACCGAAAACAAGAAGUGCCACACGAAGGAGCAAUGUGCGACUUGUUGUGGUCCGAUCCCGACGAGAUAGAUGGCUGGGGCCUGUCGCCACGUGGUGCAGGUUUCCUGUUUGGUGCGGAUAUUGUCAAGACCUUCAACCACAAGAACGACCUCAGUCUUAUUGCGAGAGCCCACCAACUGGUCAUGGAGGGCUUCAAAGAAAUGUUUGACUCGACCAUUGUGACUGUGUGGUCAGCACCCAAUUAUUGCUACCGCUGCGGUAACGUAGCCGCCAUUCUCGAACUCGGAGAGGAUGGCUCCAACGCUGGCUACCAGAGAAGAUCGAACGGCGACAGGGGUGGAGGAGGUGGGGGCUGGGUUCUUGGUUCCAAUGCUGGACCGAAUGGAGAGAGGCGAUUGAGCCCUAUGCUCAACGACAAUUUCCAGAGAAACAGGGACGGUCCCGGACGACGGUAUCGCGUCUUUGAAGCCGCACCCCAAGACUCAAGGGGCAUGCCAGCCAAGAAGCCCGUCGCCGACUACUUUCUCUAGGACAGGAAAGAGACGAAUGCUGCCAAAGAAAUAUCCAAAAUCCGGGAGAUGGGCGUGAUGAGUGGCUCGCUCUCAAACCACCAUGUGCUCAGAGCGCGCACGCGUGCCGCCGAGUAUUUUCUGUAAUAGAAGCCUCGGGCAUCUGGACUUGUUGCCGGGCAGUUUGGAUCCAACAUGCGAGGGUGCGCUGGAGUGCAUCAAAACAGCUGUAGGCAUUGUCGACAUGGAUACCCGAGUUAAUACCACCAGCAAACGAUUGACGAGGACACAAUGCCAGUUUUUUGUUUUUUUCUCAUCGCAUUGACAGUUCCUAACAGAACUUUGGUUAUCAUUCGAGGGAUCAGGGGGCGUGGGAGUUGUGUGGAGAGAAGACUAGCGGUCUUUAUAUUAUGAAUGGAAAUGGAUAUACGGCGCCGAACGGCAAACACUAAGGCAGCGCAAACGAUUC
Molecule: messenger RNA, 1973 nt
Organism: Exserohilum turcica Et28A
Lineage: Eukaryota; Fungi; Ascomycota; Dothideomycetes; Pleosporales; Pleosporaceae
Exons: 5
Coding region: 170-1525 (451 amino acids)
Biological process (GO): peptidyl-serine dephosphorylation; double-strand break repair via homologous recombination
Cellular component (GO): nucleus; cytoplasm
Molecular function (GO): protein serine/threonine phosphatase activity
Source: RefSeq, a predicted model, not a curated record